Molecule: messenger RNA, 1098 nt
Organism: Alternaria arbusti
Lineage: Eukaryota; Fungi; Ascomycota; Dothideomycetes; Pleosporales; Pleosporaceae
Exons: 2
Coding region: 1-1098 (365 amino acids)
Source: RefSeq, a predicted model, not a curated record
AUGUUGUCGCUCGUCCCAGCGCGGAAGAGAAAGGAAGCCCAUAACGCGAUACAACUAUCUCGUGAUAAAGGCAAGGUUCGCGUCAUCGAGCGAUCAGCAGAAGGGUACUCCAGCGGCUCCACGAAGAACCUACAGGGGCGCAACAGCACCCCUGCUAGCCGUACCUUUACUACACUUCGUCGUGGAAGCAUCAGAAUCUUCUCAAUCUUCCGCAAUGGCAAGAGUUCCGCUCCCAGCUCCGGCGAGGCUACCUUUGGUAGCACUGGGUCAACGGUCAACAAACUAGCAGACGUACCACGUGUCGAUAACAUCAAUUCCUACUCCAACUCUCCUCUACAAUGCCCUGUCGUUCCCGAUGUACCUAUGACUCUACCAGCUCUCUCCCUAGAUCCGGACUCUUCAUCGUUACUCCAACUCACAAACGCUGCCGUCUUCGAUGGCGAAUCAGAACCUAUACCAAGAACCCGCACUCCGCCUCCUACACCCAUGACAACAAGCUGGUCGACACCAAGUCUCUCCCAGCAACUCACCGCCAAGAUCUCCAACGCCCUAAUGAACAACGAUACGGUGGUGCGUCGACCCAAGCUGAGCUCUCGGCCAAUGGUUCGAACAGACCAUUUCAAGCAUCCAAGCGAUGACCAGCGAACUACCACCUCGCCCAAAAGCGCCAUGUCAGAGGUCCCUUCGCUUCCAUCAAGUGUCCUGAGCCCCUCCAGCAGCGUCGCACCGCUGAGCCAGUCCACUGCACCGACAUCGUUGGUCUCUUCAGGUGCGCCGCUGUCUGCUGAAACCACCUAUCGAAGUCAGAACGGUCGUCAUGUAACCGACAAUCAACCUGCGCUCUAUUGUGAGGCGACCCCAGAACGUUUGCCUCCAAGGUUCCUUGUCUUUCCACGUCAAGACGCUCCGCGACUGUGUGAGCCUUCCGUUGCGACCAUCGAGAAUGCAGCAGCGGCGAAGAUCUUCUUCGAGUCACACUUCAAUCAGCUUCUCGGUACCAAGGUUACACCACGAUCUAUGCGUCGCCGCCAAAUGGAGCGGAAGGUAUUCACCAUGGCCAUACCGAACGAGCAACGUCACUCCAAAAGGCGAGAAUAG